AUGCCUCAAGCUCAGCCAGAGCUAAAGAAGGUACGUAAAGCUCCAUUCCACCCCUACAACCGUCGCCAAAAUCGCGGGAAUGGAAGCAUGCGACAGCAACCCAGCCUCGAAGACCGCGACGGUAAGUCCAAACAGAAAGAUAAAUGGACUGACCCACGCCUGCAGUACCUCGACAAAAGGUUGUUUGUGCAGUUGAAUGGAAGCCGGAAGGUUAUUGGGGUCUUGAGAGGAUAUGAUGUUUUCCUAAAUAUUGUGCUGGAUGAUGCGGUUGAGGAGAAGGAUGGUGGAGAGAAGGUCAGAUUGGGCAUGGUGGUCAUUCGAGGAAACUCAGUCGUUAUGCUCGAGGCAUUGGAGAGAAUAGGCGGUGGCAGAGAAGACAGAGGAUGA
Messenger RNA from Lachnellula hyalina, 387 nucleotides. It is a transcript of the gene smg1, whose product is annotated as Small nuclear ribonucleoprotein G. The transcript is spliced from 3 exons. Gene Ontology annotation, cellular component: U2-type prespliceosome; precatalytic spliceosome; catalytic step 2 spliceosome. Gene Ontology annotation, biological process: spliceosomal snRNP assembly; mRNA splicing, via spliceosome. Gene Ontology annotation, molecular function: RNA binding. The record is from RefSeq and is a predicted model, not a curated record. NCBI's taxonomy places the organism in Eukaryota, Fungi, Ascomycota, Leotiomycetes, Helotiales, Lachnaceae. Bases 1 to 387 code for a protein of 128 amino acids.